AUGUCCUCCUCCCUCUACGAACCCCUUCAUCCCACCGAGUUCAGGCUUCUCAGACUGUUACCACGCCGUAGGGAGAAAGACACAAGAAAAGCGGGAGGAGAGAAGGGUGCAGCCAAAACGAAAAGAGGAAGAGGGGGUAAUAAGGGAAGAAAGUGGAGAGCCAGGGAGGGUAAGAAGGUCAAGAGUGCGGAAAACAGUGAGCUGAUCUCCCUCAAACCAAAGACAUUCCCGAUCAGCAAGUGCCCAAGUUACCAAGCCCUUCCAUACUGCUGGGGACCACCUGAGCCCAAACAGAAUAUACGAGUAAACAAGACUCGCCAGUUGGACAUUUGGCCAGAACUUCACAAGGCUCUUCAAGUGUUCAGAGACUUGGAUGCCAUCCGGCACCCUCAAUGGAUCUGGAUCGAUCAGAUAUGCAUCAAUCAGGAAGACGAGGACGGGAAAGGUGUCCAGAUUGGAAUGAAGGGUGACAUCUAUAGAGAGGCGGAACUCGUCACCAUCUGGGCCGGUGACGGUGACUCGAAGAUGGAAGAGAGCCUGGAGAAGACGAGGGAGUUCGCAUUUGCGAUAGCGCGGUGUCCGCCUAUGAGAACACAGGGUUUCGUGGUGUUGGGUAUGUACAGCCGCCACUUGAAAGACUGUGAAGCCCUCUUUCAACGCCAGUGGUUUACCCGCAUAUGGACACUACAAGAGGUUCUCUUGGCCAGGAGUGCACGGCUGGUUUGCGGUCGUUCCAUCAAAAGCUGGGAUGAACUAGCCACCGUGUACUUGCGCUGUCCGGAAGAGUGCCAAAGCAGCAUAGGUGUGGCUAGAAGGGCAAGCCUUGGAUAUGGGGCCCUAAAGCCUUUUGGUAUGAUUUCUGCUCUUCAUUCAAGGAACUGGUUAAGCCGUUGA
Messenger RNA from Podospora anserina S mat+, 894 nucleotides. RefSeq lists its product as uncharacterized. The transcript has a single exon. Lineage: Eukaryota; Fungi; Ascomycota; Sordariomycetes; Sordariales; Podosporaceae. The record is from RefSeq and is a predicted model, not a curated record. Bases 1 to 894 code for a protein of 297 amino acids.